Molecule: messenger RNA, 2875 nt
Organism: Marchantia polymorpha subsp. ruderalis
Lineage: Eukaryota; Viridiplantae; Streptophyta; Marchantiopsida; Marchantiales; Marchantiaceae
Source: the annotation of a GenBank genome assembly
UCAGCUCAGCUCAGAUCAGUUCAGUUCAGAGGAGAAGCGCAGCUCACUAUAAUACCGAACCUCAGCUCGCAGAGUACGAAUCGGGGACAGUGGUGCAGCAGUUGGAAUGUGCUGCUGCUGCGCAGGUCUGUGAUUUCUGGUCGCUGUACACGAGCUUGAAAUUGAUCUAGAAACUGUCGUCAGUGACCAGUCCCCAGUCACCAGCUUUUGCAAUUGCGCCACUUCUCCCAUCGCUCUCCGAGGCCGUCCGCCGGGGUGGUUAAUGCCAUUUUCGAAAUACGAUGGCGAGUACCUGGACCCGAAGUGGGCGCGAAUGAGGAGCAGGUUCAGGCCCAGCUAGCUCCCCCCACUCAAUCACUCCUCCCUCGCUCGCUCGCAGCCUCGCAGCCUCUCUCUCUGCCCGUGCCCUGGCGGCUUUUCCCCCACCCCUCACCUCAGCUGGCCCCGUAUCAGUCUCCCGUCCUGUUCGCGACUACAGUGGAGAGCAGCAGCGGCAAGUGGCGUACGUCCCGCAAUCGCCACUCGGGGGCCUCUUAAAGGCUAGCGAGCCGCCGUGGGACAAUACCGGUCGAGCGCAACGUACUGCUUUGAUGCUCGGUGACAAGAGCCCGAACUGAUUUGGUCUCAGAAGUCGAGCUCUCGAGUGGGCGAUGCCGGAAGCCGGGCCCAUGGAGCUGCAGCAAUCGGCCAGUUCGCUCUUCGGGUACUCGGAGUCUUGAGCUUGGGGCUGCGGGGGUGGGAAAUUGGAGCGAGCGAGAGAGUGGUGGAGAUCGUCUCUCGGGAGGAGAGCGUGAAUCUUUAGAGCUCCGAGGGGAUGAGAAGCAUUCAUGUCAGCUGACGGGUGUGCGUACGCUCGCUUCUCGUGCAGCGUCCGAGGAUGGAGACCGGCAACUGGGUGACGGGCACCGAGAGGUUCGAGUUCGAGUACCAGGGCCUCAUCAUCGGCCACAGGAAAUUCUACGGGAGCUGGCUGGCGGACGACUUGGACGCUUACGAUAAGUUCCGAGAGUGGGUCUACAAGACGGAGAAAUUCUUCUCGCUGGCCGAAGUGAGCGAGGAGCGGAAGAAGCUCUACUUCGCCGGCGUCCGAGGCCUGGCUGGCGGUGCGCGCCGCUGGUUCCUGUGGAACACUCAGGCUCGAGAGGGCACCAAGCAGUGCAUCAGUACGUGGGAUGAUCUUAAGGCAGGCCUGAAGAAGCGAUUCUUCUGCCCGCGAUUGUUGUACGAGAAAUCCCUGCUAGAAAUCAUCUCGAUCGUGCAGACUGGUAACAUCGAUGACUACUACUGGAAGUUCUUCAGACUGAGGCACAAUCUGGAUCUGUCCGAGAGGGCGCUCACCUGCCUGUUCACCAAGGGCUUGAAGCGCUGGCUGCGAGCUGAGACCAUUGACCUGAUGGUCGGGAAGGAUGAGCCUCUGGUGGAUGAUCUGUGGAAGCGGUGUAGAGUUCUGGAGAAUGGGCCCAAGGACCGCAAGGAUCGGAUGCUCGAGAACGAGCUCGUCAUCACCAAGGAUCUGAAACGCGAGGAGUUCGAGCUCAAGCUAGUCAUGACCAACGGCGUCACGGUGAAAAUUGAGAAGCUCGAGAAGUUCUCUGGCAGCAUUGCGCCCGACGACCUCGACGCCUACUGCAGGUUCCAGGAGUGGACCAAGCACAUGGAGAACUUCUUCUCCGUGGCCAAGAUUUUCGACGAGAAGAAGAAGCUGCUGGAGUGCAGCAAGAGUCUCGGCGGCGAGGCACGCCAGUGGUUCGCAUGGAGGCUCGCUCAAGCCAAGGAAGGCACCAACACGGGGCUCAGUACGUGGGAGCAGCUGAAGACCGGGCUGAGGCACCAAUUCUUCUCCGAGAGAGUGCUGUAUAAGAAAUCUCUGCUUAGAAUAAUCAGCCUUGAGCAGAUCGAGAGCAUUCACCAAAGCAUCGACCACUAUUACGAUGAGUUCGUCAUGCUCAGGAGCAAUCUCGACCUCUCCGAGCAGGCACUCACGUGGCUGUUCUUCAGAGGCUUGAGAGGCCCCCUCAAGGUCAAGAUGGAGGAGACGAUGGUCAGGGAGCAGGACAUCACUGUCGACUAUCUGUGGGAACGAGCGCGCGUGCUGGAAAGUAUCAUCAGCAGAACCCAAUCUAUAUACGGGAUGAUCGACGAUUGAUGACACCAAUUUCCAUACCCAGACGACAGUUACAAGAAUUUCCUUUAUCUAUCGGCAGAUGGUGAAAUCCGUUUGAAGGUGUCAGCUGCUGCUCGAGUAGCCCGAGGCGCAUUCAAUGUCGCUUAGAGAAAAAAGCUGCAGAGAUAACCAUUCGCUCCCCGGCUUCGUCUGAACUCGUGCCUGCUGUCAUGUACAGAGAGAGAGCCGUGUCGCCCCUCCCCCCCGAAGAUAGUAGAUUUGCACGAGACUGUACUUAGCUGAGGAAAGAAUCUGUCCUUGUACAUCCUUACUAGUUAUCAAAUGUAUGUUACAAAAUUCCUGCUGUGCGGAGAGAAUCUUAUUGUCAAGAUUGCCGUCUUCGAGAUUGAGUGGAAAUAGUCAUUUCCUACAGAAUCCUCGAGAAAGUUUUGAUGAGUGUUCACAUCACUCGACAUUCUUGUUUUCAAUAUUUCUCAUUCUUGUUUGACCCGCGGAGAGGUGUGGCUGGUCAGCCCCGUGGGUAGAGUUGUCGACACAUGGUCGACUACUAUUACGAGAUCGGAGAUGUAGCCACUGCCACUUCGCCGAGACCUUCUGUCUGAAUUCAGCCGCAUUCUAGUUAUGUGAAAUCUGAAUUUCGGAUUGAGACUGUUAAUUGUGGAGACCUUUGUUUUCAUAGCCGGAGGCUCAGAUCACCCCGCAAAUGUAAUAUUUGAAAUCAACCAUAGUCUGGACUUUAAAAUUUCAUGC